Pleuronectes platessa (European plaice) is the source of this 4150-nucleotide messenger RNA. Its product is annotated as phosphofurin acidic cluster sorting protein 1. The transcript is spliced from 24 exons. Gene Ontology annotation, molecular function: transmembrane transporter binding. The record is from RefSeq and is a predicted model, not a curated record. Bases 1 to 2565 code for a protein of 854 amino acids. Gene Ontology annotation, biological process: protein localization to plasma membrane. Lineage: Eukaryota; Metazoa; Chordata; Actinopteri; Pleuronectiformes; Pleuronectidae.
AUGUCGGCGGCAGCAGAGAGAGCUGCUCCCCCUGCGGACCCGGCUGCACCGGAGCCCCCCCCGCCCGGCCCCCCGCCCGGCCCCCCGCUGGGCUCCGGUGCAGCCGGGGAGCGGGACGCACGAGCCCCGGUGCCGAUGAACCUGUUCGCAACCUGGGAGGUAGACCGGUCAUCUCCGAGCUGCGUGCCCAGGCUGUGUAGUCUGACUCUGAAGAAGCUCCUGGUUCUGAGGGAGUUGGACCGAGAGCUCAGCUCCGUCGUCAUCGCUGUGAAGAUCCAGGGCUCCAGAAGAACUCUGAGGUCCAACGAGUAUCUUCUCCCUCCAGACGGCAUCAUGGCAACUGACCUGGAGCUCACCUUCUCACUGCAGUAUCCUCACUUCCUGAAGCGAGAUGCUAAUCGUCUCCAUGUGAUGCUUCAGAGGAAGAAAAGAUACAAGAACCGAACCAUCCGGGGCUUCAGGACUCUGGCAGUGGGAGUCAUCAACAUGGACGAGGUGAUGCAGCAUCCGACUGACAGAACCCACAUCCUCGGUCUCCAUGGCAGCCUGAAGAACGUCUCCGUGCGGUGGGCGGAGCUGAGCGUCCUCUCUGUCUCCAGCCAGCCAAUCGAACUGGAGGAGACAAGUGGUCCCCAUGGCAGCAUCACCAAGGCCCUGGAUCACUACUGGGAGGACGAUGAUGACAGCUUCUCCUCUGAACAGGAAGGAAGUGAUGAUGCGGUCCCGCCUCAGGACAUGUAUGAUGAUGAUGACGAUGUUCAGGGAAAGAUGAAGAAGUCACGUGGGAAAAUGAUCCGAACAAGCUCCCUGACGCAUCAACCGAACUUCAAGCAGAAGUUUGUGGCUCUGAUGAAAAGAUUCAAAGUGACGGACGAGGUCCUGGACCCGGUGGGUCAGAGUCAGGAGGUCCAGGAGGAUCUGGACCUCCUGUACGACAGCCUGGAGCUUUACAACCCGAGUGACAGUGGCCCCGAGCUGGACGACAAUGAGAGCCUCCAGAGCACCCCCAAACCAAAGCUGAAGCCGUUCUUCGAGGGCGUUUCUCAGUCGCCCUCUCGGACGGAGAUGAUGAGUCAGAGGAGUCUCCAGAGGGAACCGCCUGCCGCCGUGACAGAGCUACUGUUUCCUGCUCAGGGGUCUGGAGGAGAAGAGGCCGGCCCUGGGGAAGGAGAGGAUGAUGCUGCCGUGGGAACAGACACAGGGCCGGCUGCAAAACUGUGUGAAACUGAGUCCCAGACACACAUGUCCCUGAGUAAGACAGGAAGUCAAACCUCUCGCCAUCCGUGGAGUGUCUCCAUAAAGGACAGACAGAACUCCAGAGGGACAGACAGAACCGGCAGCGUGGACAGUGAGACGUCCUCAGACUGUAGGACAGCUGCUCUGCAGGUUGCCAGGAAGUCGGUCUUGGAUCAACUGAACCACAUCCUGUUCUCUGAAGACCAGUUUCCCGACUGUGUGGUUCUGAUCAACACCACCGACUGGCAGGGACAGUAUCUUUCAGAGCAUCUCUUGGGUCAACCUGUCGUCUGCACCGUCUCAGCAGCUGAUGUCCACGCCGCCUUCAGCGCCAUCAUCAGCCGCAUCCAGAGGUUCUGUAACUGUAACUCCCAGCCGCCGCCCACGGUGAAGGUGGUGGUGGGCGGAGACCAGAGUUACCUCAGCACCGUCCUCAGCUGCUUUGUGGAGCAGCUGGCCAGCAAGACGCCUGAUUGGCUAAACUAUGUCCGCUUCCUCAUCCUGCCCAUGGGAGCCCACCCACUUGCCAAGUACCUGUCGUCCCUGGACGGUAAAUUCAACAGCCUGUUCAUGGACGCAGGCUGGAGGGAGCUGUUCGGACGUCUGGAGGCCCCGCCCCUCGAUCCGGUGGAUGUCUCAGCUCGAGUGUCCCGGUACCUGAGCGGAGCGUCUGUCUCUCACCUGUGUCCCGUCUCUGAGGCGAUGCUCACCUGUAAACACAAGAGCCCAGACGACGACUCCUAUCAGAAGUUUGUUCCUUUCAUCGGGCUGGUGAAGGUCGGCAUCGUGGAGCACAACUUCCUGUCCACCUCAGUCGACUCUGAUGACAUCAUACUGGGGUCUCCUCCCACCCAAUCAGGAGCACCGAUCAGCAUCACCUCCACACCUCCCCCCUCCCCUUCCAACAGCUGUUCGGGGGAGGUGAUGGGUCUGCAGGUCGACUACUGGAGCAGUCAGGGGGGAGGAGGGGGGAGGAAGGAGGGCGGGGUGAAGAACACGCUGAAGAGCAACUUCCGCUCGCUGCAGGUGUCGAGGAUCAGCGGAGGAGAACUGAUGAGUCUGACGGUGGUGAUGAAAGAGAAGAACAAGAAAGUCAUGUUCCUUAGUAAGAAGACGAAGGAGAAGGAGGCGGAGUCUAGGAGUCAGGUGAUUGAAGGAAUCAGCCGUUUGAUCUGUACAUCGAAACACCAACACACACUGAGAGACCACCUGACCGUCUGUGUCCCAGUCUCCAUAGACGGGGUGGAGUGGAACGAUGUGAAGUUCUUCCAGCUCGCCGCCCAGUGGCCGACGCACGUCAAACACUUUCCUGUUGGAAUCUUCAUCUGAUCCUCGCUCUCCCUCCUCAUCCUCACCUCAUCAACCUUCAGCAGCAGAACCUUCUCUGUGAUCUUCAUCCCAUCAUGGUGGAACAAACAUAUCUGUAACUUGUAAGUUACUUCAAAGAAUAAUUGACAUUAUAAAAAGAAUAUGUAAAACUUCCUGUAAAUACUGUACAUUUUCAGAUCAGAGAUAAUAAUGUUCGUGGAUUUGAUUUAAUUGACUUGUCUGGACCAACCAGCAGGAGAGAAGGUUAUUGUAAAUUGAGUUUGGAUCAAAGGUCCCAGACACUUGUGUCCCUCACACCAUGUGAGUGGGAUCUAAAGGAGGCAGUGGUGGAGGAAGUACUGAGGUUUAGUACUUAAGUAAAAGUACAAGUAUCCAGGAAGAUCUAUACUUAAGUAAAAGUAAAAGUACUACAUCAACAAUCCUACUUAAGUAAAAGUAAAAAGUACUUACUUUUAAAUUUACUUUAAGUAUUAAAAGUAAAAGUACUCACGCAAUGGGUUGCCUCUCAAUGUCUAGGCUGUGCCAUUUUGAUAAAGAAUGCAGAUAUAGCUACUGGUAAUACUCAUGCCUCUACAGAUGUCACUACUAGUAAUAAUUAUAAGCAACAACAUUUGUUUAUUGGAAAGGUUGGUGUACUUAUUGUGCUUAACCUCUGUAAUACUGUUCACACUCUAUCUUACAAUUCUGCGGAUGACAAGUUAUCUACCAGGGAUUAUCUGCAAAGUUAAUACCAUCAAGCCAAACCAAUAAAGACAACAUGUUAUAUCUUAUAUCUUUUAUAUUUAAUUGUUAACGUGUAAAAAAUGGAAACAUGGAACAUGAAGAAAAACUGUAAAACUGGUCAGAACAAGGCAGAUCUUAGAAUGAGAAAUUUAAAAUGAAGGACCUUGAAAUGAAAAUUUGACCAUUGGUCAGGCACCAAAAAUAUUCAUCUUUUGAAUAUUUUGAAAUGGUUUAGACGGAAGGAGAAAUGUUAUACUUUUAUUCUGAAAAGGUAGUUCCUGAAAAACGAAAAGAUCGCUAAAUGGCAGGUGUUCCUCGUUGUUGCAUCAAACGCAUUACUUUUAGUUGUUUAGCACCUGGCUGAUAAAGGCACAAGGUUUGUGGUUAUUUCGUUACUUGUUGUCUUUAUUAUAAACAUAAUUCUAAACGUCUUUUUGCGGUGUAAGGACACGUGAGUGUGUGUGUGUGUGUGCUCGUUUAAACUUCCAAAACAGCAACGCAAUCCAUAUUUCCCGAAACUGUGUUCAUAAAAUGUAACGAGUAACGACACACAUUGUAGAAAUGUAGUGGAGUAAAAGUAUAGAUAAUAGCUGCAAAAUGUAACGGAGUAAAAGUAAAAAGUAUGCACUAUUAUUUUUACUUAAGUAAAGUACAGAUACGUAAAAAUUUACUUAAGUACAGUAACGAAGUAAAAAUACUUUGUUACAUUCCAGGACAGUUCAUGUUGUCCACUCUGACAACAGGACAUGAGGCUGGACGUCUGAGAGACUCUAUAGGUGUGUGUUGUUAGUGAAGGACUGUUGUGUUUUCCUUACAGGUCGGAUGAAGAUGAUAUUCUAUUUUAACAUAAAGAUCUUUUUAA